ACGAUGGCGCCCAGGGUUGUUUCCAGUCUGGGGGCUGCCUUUUGGGUCUCUGCUUUGUAUUGGCCUGGCUGUCAGGGAAUGAGAGUUUAAAAGCAAGAGAAAGGGGUUUGUUCAGAAGGCGGUUUCUGUGGCCUCAGCACUCGCUGCUUGUCCGAAUCCUCCCCCGGUGGAGGGGCCUGGGUGACUUGGAUGCCCUCCUAGUCUCCCCCUCCCCCAGCUUCCAUAUGCGAGACAAAGGGGGUGCGAGCACGGAGAGUCGCUCUCACUCACAGCAGGGCCGGGAGCUGAGGAAGGAAAUGGAGGAGGAAGUUCCUCCCCUUCUGGGUGCUGGGUGAAAGUGAAAGGCAGCAGGGGGUUGGAGUGAGUCACGGCAGCCGCGGGAGGGGAAGGGCUGGGGAGCUGCGGAAGCGUGCGGAGAAGCGAUAGCAUGGCCGCCUCCCCGGGGCCAGGGGCAUCGCCGGGUGUAGCCAGGGCUUCAUACCAGAGCCCGCCCGGCAUGCCCAGCCAGCCCUCCUCUGCGCCUCUCGGCUGGUUUCCUGGGAACUCCCGGGGCUGCUAACGAUGACCGGGGGCAUCUAGGUUCUGACGUCUGAGGUCAGCCUGGACCUUCAGAUUUAUUCGCGGGGGCUUCCUGAGCUCCCCUCCUCUGCUAGACCAACUGGCUCAGGAUCAGAAUCUUAGCAUGGGGAAGAGGUGGGCCAUGUAGCUCCCACCCUCACCAACUUCCCAGAGAGGCAAACAAAACAAAAGACAAAACCAACCCUCUCUGAAGAAAGAAAAAGUCUUUGAAAAUACACGCAAGGUAUAGGUGCUCCAGGGCCCUGUGGAGCACCAUGAACUGGGAAGAGUAGAGGAGCCUGAGAGCCUCUCUGCCAAAAGGAAGGAAGCACCAGCAGUUCUUUCUCCUCGUGCCUGACCGCAUCAUCCAGCGUUUCCUCUGCCCCCUCUGGCUGCUGGACUAGGGCCAAGCUUCCAGCAGGACCAUCCCCCAGGGGAUGGGCAACUGGUGAAGUAGGUCUCACUGCUGGGGCCCAGUUGGCCACACCAUGAACCUCCAGGCCCAGCCCAAGGCUCAGAACAAGCGGAAGCGUUGCCUCUUUGGGGACCAGGAACCAGCUCCCAAGGAGCAGCUCCAACCCCUGCAAGCACCACAGCAGCCCCCAGCCCCUCCACCGUCCAGAGUGAAGGAGGAGCCUUACUUUGCGCACGAGGGUCCGGCAGGGGCUGCCCCCGCCUCCCAGCCUGUGGAACUGCCCCCUUCCAACAGCCUGGCCCUGCUGAACUCCGUGGUGUAUGGGUCUGAGCGAACCAUGUUGUCUCAGCAGGUGGGCUCGGUCAAGUGGCCCAACUCUGUGAUGGCUCCAGGGCGGGGCCCGGAGCGUGGAGGGGUUGGGGGUGUCAGUGACAGCGGCUGGCAGCAGCAGCCGGGCCAGCCUCCGCCCCACUCGACGUGGAAUCGCCACACCCUGCCCCUUUACAGUGGACCCAAGGGAAGCCCUCAUCCUGGCAUGGGGGUCUCGACCUACUAUAACCACCCUGAGCCACUGAAGCGGGAUAAAGCCGGCGGGCCACAGCUGGACCGCUUUGGGAACGCUGUGCGGCCAAUGGUGCCGCAGAAGGUGCAGCUGGAGGUUGGGCGGCCCCAGGCACCCCUGAACUCUUUCCAUGUGGCCAAGAAGCCGCCGAACCAGACACUGCCCCUGCAGCCCUUCCAGCUGGCGUUCGGCCACCAGGUGAACCGGCAGGUCUUCCGGCAGGGCCCAUCGCCGCCCAACCCCGUCGCCGCCUUCCCACCGCAGAAGCAGCAGCAGCAGCAGCAGCAAGCGGCCCUGCCCCAGAUGCAGCUCUUUGAGAACUUCUACCCCAUGCAGCAGCCACCCUCUCAGCAGCCCCAGGACUUUGGCCUGCAGCCAGCCGGGCCGCUGAGUCAGUCCCACCUGGCUCACCACAGCCUGGCACCCUACCCCUUCCCCCCAAACCCUGACAUGAACCCAGAACUGCGCAAGGCCCUCCUGCAGGAGUCAGCCCCGCAGCCUCUGCUACCUCAGGCCCAGAUCGCCUUUCCCCGCCGUUCCCGCCGCCUCUCUAAGGAGGGCGUCCUGCCUUCCACCACCCUGGAUGGGGCUGGCACCCAACCUGGGCAGGAUCCCGCCAGCAACCUGUUCCUGCACCACUGGCCCCUGCAGCAGCCGCCACCUGGCCCCCUGGGGCAGCCCCAUCCUGAAGCUCUGGGAUUCCCGCUGGAGCUGAGGGAGUCGCAGUUGCUGUCGGAUGGGGAGAGACUGGCACCCAACGGCCGGGAGCGGGAGGCUCCCGCCAUGGGCAGCGAGGAGGGCACGCGGGCUAUGGGCACAGGGGACUGUGGGCAGGUGCUACGGGGUGGGGUGAUCCAGAGCACUCGACGGAGGCGCCGGGCGUCCCAGGAGGCCAAUUUGCUGACCCUGGCUCAGAAGGCAGUGGAGCUGGCCUCACUGCAGAACACAAAGGAUGCCAGUGGCUCUGAGGAGAAGCGGAAAAGUGUAUUGGCUUCAGCUACCAAGUGUGGGGUGGAGUUUUCUGAGCCUGCCUUAGCCGCCAAGCGAGCACGAGAGGACAGCGGGAUGGUACCUCUCAUCAUCCCAGUGUCUGUGCCUGUGCGGGCUGUGGACCCGACUGAGGCAGCCCAAGCUGGAGGUGUUGACGAGGAUGGAAAGGGUCCUGAACAGAACCCCACUGAACACAAGCCGUCGGUCAUCGUCACCCGCAGGCGGUCCACCCGUAUCCCCGGGACUGAUGCCCCAGCACAGGCUGAGGACAUGAACGUCAAGUUGGAGGGGGAACCUUCAGUGCGGAAACCAAAGCAGCGGCCGAGGCCUGAGCCUCUGAUCAUCCCCACGAAGGCGGGCACUUUCAUCGCCCCUCCCGUCUACUCCAACAUCACCCCGUACCAGAGCCACCUGCGCUCCCCUGUCCGCCUAGCUGACCACCCCUCCGAGCGGAGCUUUGAGCUGCCCCCCUAUACACCACCCCCCAUCCUCAGCCCCGUGCGGGAAGGCUCCGGACUCUAUUUCAACGCCAUCAUGUCGACCAGCAGCAUGCCAGCCCCUCCCCCCAUCACGCCAAAGAGUGCCCAUCGCACCCUGCUCCGGUCUAAUAGCGCUGAAGUCACCCCGCCUGUCCUCUCUGUGAUGGGGGAGGCCACCCCAGUGAGCAUCGAGCCACGGAUCAAUGUGGGCUCCCGGUUUCAAGCAGAAAUCCCCUCGAUGAGGGACCGCGCCCUGGCAGCCGCAGACUCCCACAAGGCCGACUUGGUGUGGCAGCCAUGGGAGGACCUGGAGAGCAGCCGGGAGAAGCAGAGGCAAGUGGAAGACCUGCUGACAGCUGCCUGCUCCAGCAUUUUCCCUGGAGCUGGCACCAACCAGGAGCUGGCCCUGCACUGUCUGCACGAGUCCAGGGGAGACAUCCUGGAAACGCUGAAUAAGCUGCUACUGAAGAAGCCCCUGCGGUUCCACAACCACCCAUUGGCAACUUAUCACUACACAGGCUCCGACCAAUGGAAGAUGGCUGAGAGGAAGCUGUUCAACAAGGGCAUUGCCAUCUACAAGAAGGAUUUCUUCUUGGUGCAGAAGCUGAUCCAAACCAAGACCGUGGCCCAGUGUGUGGAGUUCUACUACACCUACAAGAAGCAGGUGAAGAUUGGCCGCAAUGGGACGCUAACCUUCGGGGAUGUGGAUACAAGUGAUGAAAAGUCAGCCCAGGAAGAGGUUGAAGUGGAUAUUAAGACUUCCCAGAAGUUCCCAAGGGUGCCUCCUCCCAGAAGAGAGUCCCCAGGUGAAGAGAGGCUAGAGCCUAAGAAGGAAGUGAAGGAGACCAGAAAGGAGGAGGAGGAAGAGAUGCCAGAGACCCAGGAGAAGGGGGAGCAGGAAGAGGGGCGAGAGCGAAGCCGGCGGGCAGCGGCUGUCAAAGCCACGCAGACACUACAGGCCAAUGAGUCGCUUUCCUUGUUUGACCCUCUCCAGGCCAAUGACAUCCUCAUCCUCCGAAGCCACGAAUCCAAUGCCCCUGGAUCUGCGUGUGGCCAGGCCUCAGAGAAGCCAAGGGAGGGGCCAGGGAAGUCACGUAGGGCACUUCCUUUUUCGGAGAAGAAGAAAAAACCAGAGCCAUUUAAUAAGAGCCAGAAUCAGGAGAACACUUUUCCAUGUAAAAAAUGUGGCAGGGUGUUUUACAAGGUGAAGAGCCGCAGCGCUCACAUGAAGAGCCACGCCGAGCAGGAGAAGAAGGCGGCCGCUCUGAGGCAGAAGGAGAAAGAGGCCGCGGCCGCUGCGGCCACUGCGGCCGCCUCCCCCCACCAGCCGACCCUGAGGGAGGAGAGCAGCGCGGGCGAGAGGGGCUGAUGCCCGGGGCUCCGGGCCGUGAUCCAGCCUGAGACGCUCUGCCAGCACUGGAACCUCCGGAGGGAGAGAUCACGUUGACUUGUCUCUGCAAAACGGAUACAAUUAAAUAAACGGCUCUUUUACUUAUACAGGGCCCAGGAGCAGUGUUAAGGGCUGCAGGAUCCAGUUCUCUUGCAUUUGGUCUGUCGGAAGUUUCCCUCCUGCUUUCCUGGGACUGGGACAGUCCCUGCUCGCUGGGGCUGCCCCUGGGGAGGGGCUCCAGCGCUGCCGCAGCUGCCUCUCACAUGGACCUCUGCCGCCACGCCACGAGGUCGCUUCUCUCCCUCUUUGUUUCCCUUGCUCCCUUAGGUCACCAUGGAGAGACAAGCACAAGCGCGCCCCUUUGGCAGCAUUAAUCCCCCGCCCCAGGGGACCUGUACAGGCCCUGCCCCAAGCCCCGGAAAGAGGGACUCCGUGGGAAGGAGUGUGGUGGCCAUCUCCGAGAGGGAGCUCAGCCUGGCAUCUGUGCUGUCUCCCACGCGGCAGUGUCCAGGCCAUGCUGCUCCAGUGACUAUGUCCUCAGAGAGGCCACGUCCUCCGUGGGAGGGAGGCUGCCAGAACGGGUGCAGGGAGAGAGACCAGAACUGGUACCCAUCCCUUUGCUGCUCGCUAGCAGCCUGCUGGGGCUGGAAAGUUUUCUCAGAUGUUUGGGGAAGGAGCCAAUGUUCUUUGCGAGCUCUCAGCCUGCUGGAGGGAAGGAAACUGUGCAGAGGAAGGAAGCUGCAGGGCUGCUACAGGGCUAGGCCUGAGGGAGCUUUUGAUAAGCCUUGGCUUUUCCUGCUUCCCACCUUUUUGCCAAAUACCUUUGGGCCCUAGAGGAUGCUAAGGGAGCUUAGCCUAGGCCCAGCCUGCGCCUCCUUGGUGCAAGUUUCCUGCCUGCCUCUGUCCUGCCCUUGGCAGCUGCCACCUAACCCCACCCCACCUGGUCUAGUGCUGAUAUCCACAGCUCAGCCCUCAGUCCUGCAUGCUGGAGAUUUCUGGAUCCUUCCCUGGGAGGGGGAGGUCUCCUAGCCAGAUGGGACAGGAGCCUUCAUUCCUUGACUUGUGUCAUUUGGGAGCUAUUUAUUUAUUCUUAAUAUUUAAUUUUUAACAUCCUCUCAGGGACCAGGGGCUUCCUCCUUUCCAGAGGCCCAAGUGCAUUUAUCCCAAAACAAGGCACCUUCUUGGCCCCCCCCCCCACAUUUCCAAGACCCUAAAGUCCCUCGUUUUGCCAAUAGGAAUGAUAGUAGCACUGAAAGAGGGUGGAAAGGUGGAAGAUGUCACAAAGGCACACGGAGACUAGCAGGAUCAAAGGAGAUCAAAGGCAGUUCUUGUUGCUACCUCUUCUUUGGCUGUACUUUCAAGUAGCUUGAGGGGAUUGGCUGGAAGCCAGAAUCUGUUUUUGUUUCUGGCUUGAAGAAGCCAUAUUUGGUGUGGAGUCACUGAAGUGGAAGGGCUGGAAGAUUCUGGAGGUCCCUUCACUUGCCAGUCCCAUAGGAGGGCUGAGUUAUUUUUCUGAUCUUGCUAUUCCGCUUUAGUUGUGUAAAAGAAGUUCUAAGUGAAUCCAUGUUAGGAAGGAGCCAAAAAGUAUUCAUUCUGCUACUCUUCUGAGAUGGCCUAAAGGCGUCACAUUGGUAGCUGGGAGUGGGGAGGGAGUUUUGUUUCUAAACUAUGCACUAGCAGGUAUGUAUUAGCAUUCAUUUAUGCAUUAAUAUGGUUAUACAUGAGCCCAGCUAUGGGAGUUAACAAAAUUCUCCCCCCUCCCCAACUUCUGAUGGCUACCUAGACCUCUGACUUCCCAGUUAGUUUCUUCCAUAGGCUUUUACAAGCUCAAUGGCCCAAGACUGCAAAAAUCUGGUAUACCCUCCAAAAACAGGAGGGUAGCAAAUUUAGGCUCUCUUCUAAAUCACAUAUGUAAUAUGAGUGCCUUCACAGCUUUGCCCCAAAGUGCUACUUAAGUUUCCCGAGGUUUU
Molecule: messenger RNA, 6364 nt
Organism: Kogia breviceps (pygmy sperm whale)
Lineage: Eukaryota; Metazoa; Chordata; Mammalia; Artiodactyla; Physeteridae
Source: RefSeq, a predicted model, not a curated record